CACUUUAAUUGACAAGGAAACCUUAUGGAUCAAGAACUUGAUUUUGGUUCAAACAAAAAUGGCACAUAUAUUACUCUAUAUGUUCUAAAAUAUUCCUAAGUUUCCACUUUAUAAUUGGCGUAGUGUGGAAAUGAGGUGGCUCCAAUGUUCAAGUCUUAACUCCAAUGCUUUUUCCAAACUAUUUUGUCUCAAUCUCUCUCACUUUUCUCCCAAUAUAAACACAAUCACGUUGUGUAACGAAAUGCAGAUAAAUCUUUCACACUGAGCCACACUCAUUAACUACGUACGGUUUUUACAAAUGGAAGACACAGAAAAUAAACAACAAAUUGAGGUCAUAAUCGAAGUUUCUAAUGGUAAUGGCAGCCAAGUAAACUAUAGCCUUCCCAAUAUUAACGAUACCAAAACAUUGCUAUCGUCCAUCUUAACUAGCGUCCAUGCGGGCUACUUCAGAAUGAGCAUAUCAUUUGGUGCCCAAGCUUUGUUGUGGAAGAUUUUGGCACUGCCCACAAAUGAUAACUCUCAACCCAUCCAUCACCUAUUCCGCAAGCUUCCUUCGACAGCCUUUCUUUUGCUCUGGUGUGUCGCCCUCCUCUUGUUAUUUUCGCUCUCUUUUCUGUAUAUUCUCAGAUGUUUCUUUCACUUUCACUUGGUGAGGACGGAGUUCUUACACAACAUAGGAGUGAACUACUUAUAUGCUCCUUGGAUUUCAUGGCUUCUCUUGCUUCAAUCUGCACCAACGAUCAUCCCAAACACUCUUUCCUACCAAGUUCUUUUGUGGGUUUUCACCGUUCCGGUUUUCUUGCUAGACCUAAAAAUCUAUGGACAGUGGUUCACAACCGAAAAAAGAUUCCUAUCCAUGAUGGCGAACCCGACCAGCCAGAUUUCUGUGAUAGGUAACUUGUUGGGUGCCCGAGCAGCAGCAGAAACGGGGUGGAAAGAAAGUGCGGUUUUUAUGUUCUCACUAGGCAUGGCACACUAUUUAGUACUCUUUGUAACACUUUACCAGCGUUUAGCAGGUGGCAGCCGGUUUCCAGCCAUGAUGCGUCCGGCUUUCUUCUUGUUCUCUGCUGCACCAAGCUUGGCAAGUUUAGCUUGGAGCUCCAUCUCAGGAACUUUUGAUGCCCCAUCCAAGAUGCUCUUCUUCCUCUCUUUUUUCCUCUUCAUCUCUUUGGCUUGUAGACCAGCAAUUUUCAAGAAAUCAAUGAGAAGGUUCACUGUUGUCUGGUGGGCAUACUCCUUCCCGCUAACCUUCGUCGCUCUAGCCUCUGUAGAAUACGCUCAGAAAGCAAAAGGUCAUAUAGCUUCCGGCCUAAUGCUUGUGUUAUCAGUGUUCUCAAUAUUGGUUUUCUUUGGCCUCAUGAUGCUCACUGCAGUAAAGAUGGAAAAACUUUUCACUCAAAAAGGAUCAACUCAGCAGCUUUACUAAUUAAUGAUUUUAACCAAAACUUUGUUCCAAGACUAGGGUAUGGAAAAAGAUAUUUAAACCUCUUUUUUUUUUUUUCUUUUUUUUUUCUCCACUUUAGUUUCUGUUGAAGACCAUAAAAUUCUAACUGGUAAAUUUGUUGAAGAACACGAAACCAAGACUCUUGGUUUAGACGGCUUAAGUCUCACCGGCAAUUUUAGUUUUCAGCCAUGUAAAUGCUGUGCAUGUACUUUUAAUUAUGGAACUAUAGAUGCUAUUGGACAUGGUACAAAAUAUUAAGAAAAUAUAUAUGAACCUUUAUUGAAGACAACAAAAUACAGUUUCCAACCCUGAAUCACGCAAGAU
This is a messenger RNA of Ziziphus jujuba (common jujube), 1768 nucleotides long. Its product is annotated as S-type anion channel SLAH1. NCBI's taxonomy places the organism in Eukaryota, Viridiplantae, Streptophyta, Magnoliopsida, Rosales, Rhamnaceae. Bases 299 to 1426 code for a protein of 375 amino acids. Gene Ontology annotation, biological process: transmembrane transport; intracellular monoatomic ion homeostasis. Gene Ontology annotation, molecular function: voltage-gated monoatomic anion channel activity. The record is from RefSeq and is a predicted model, not a curated record. The transcript is spliced from 2 exons. Gene Ontology annotation, cellular component: membrane.